Camellia sinensis is the source of this 794-nucleotide messenger RNA. The record is from RefSeq and is a predicted model, not a curated record. NCBI's taxonomy places the organism in Eukaryota, Viridiplantae, Streptophyta, Magnoliopsida, Ericales, Theaceae.
CAACGGUAAGUAAAAGGCAACAAAUCAAUGGAUGUGGGGUUUUAACGCGCAGUCAGCUCGAAGAGAUUUGGAAAACUCUUCGUCAGACAUUUCCAAGAGUCGAAACUAUGAAUUGGGUUCAGCGCAAGAUCUAUCUCUACAACGUCACUUUCGAACUUUACAUGUUAGAUUGGUGGGAGCGUUGUCUCUUCAAUACUCUGGUGGUUGUGUUGAUGUGGUUUGUUUGCCGCAAUGGGUUUCGUUCUGCUACUGAGUUUUGCAAAAGGAAUUUAUGGUGACUUCAGGAGCCAUAGGACUUUCAAAUCCUUAUGGGCCCGUUCAACGGUAAUUAAUAGGCGACAAAUCAAUGGAUGUGGGGUUUUAACGCGCAGUCAGCUCGCAGAGAUUUGGAAAACUCUUCGUCAGACAUUGCCAAGAUUCGAAACUAUGAAUUGGGUUCAGCGCAAGAUCUAUCUCUACAACGUCACUUUCGGACUCUACAUGUUAGAUUGGUGGGAGCGUUGUCUCUUCAAUACUCUGGUGGUUGUGUUGAUGUGGUUCGUUUGCCGCAAUGGGUUUCGAUCUGCUACUGAGUUUUGCAAAAGGAAUAUAUGGUGACUUCAGGAGCCAUAGGACCUUCAAAUCCUUAUGGGUAAUUGUAGUUUGGAAUUGUACUGGAUAUACUUGAGGAUUUUUUACAUGAUUGUCAAUUUUCUCUCUCAUCUGCAAUGUGAACUUGCACAAAUGUCUUAGCAUCUUAUAAAAUUUAUCUGUUUGUCUUCUCGUUGGUCUUAUAAAAGCUGAUUUUUUUUCUU